Enterospora canceri is the source of this 441-nucleotide messenger RNA. The record is from the annotation of a GenBank genome assembly. NCBI's taxonomy places the organism in Eukaryota, Fungi, Microsporidia, Enterocytozoonidae.
AUGAAGCAGGAGUGGGAGGAUGAAGUCAGUAGGACAUCAUUCAUUGAGAGGAAGAAGCUGGAGCCAAUUGAGAGGCAGAUUGCUCAACACGAAGAUGGAUCAGUGGAGGAGGACGAUCACGAAUUCACGAAGAUGGUAGAGCAGAUUGAGAAGUGUGGGAAUGAUGGUAUGAGAGUAGGAUGCACUAAUAAUGCAAUGGUUGAUUUUGAUCAUAAGGCAUUUGACUAUUUGGUGCUAUUGGAUCAGACUAGUGAUAAAAUAGGUAAAAAUGGUAAAAAUGGUAAGGAUGAAAGAAUGGGGAUAUUGAGUAGAAUAUUCUGCUGUGGUGAAGAGAGCACUGAGGAUGAGAAGAGGAUGAAUUUGAUUCUGUUUAGGAAGAGAAAGGGGAGUCCAAAGAGAAUGGUAGCAAAUACCAAGAACAUCAGGGUGGUAGUGGAGUAA